GUUGAUUUCUUUAUUAAGUAGAGAUGUAAUUAAAACAUCAUAUUUUUUUUCUCGGCCGAUUGUGUUAUAAUUAAAGCAAAAGAGUUGGCGUUAUUUUUGUUGGAGUUACUUUUUAGAAUAAUCGAAACUAACUUCUUCAUGGUUUCUGAGAAAGUUCAAUGACUUAAAUGUGUGAGGUAUGCCAUAAGAAGCUAUUUCGGCAGUUUUAAAUGAAUGUCUGCGAAUUAUAAUUUUAUAAAAUCAUUAUAUCAUGGCCGUUAAUUUGGAUAAAAACAAAGCUGCAAUGAUUUCAGCUUGGAAAGAAGUCGUGGAAGACAAAUCUCCCACAAACUGGGCUCUUUUUGGAUAUGAAGGUCAAACCAAUGAUUUAAAUUUGAUUUCAAAAGGAGAUGGCGGUGUAGAAGAAUUGAAGGAUGAAUUCAGUAGUGGACAGAUAAUGUAUGCAUUUUUAAGGGUGUUGGAUCCCAAGACGAGCCUCCCUAAAUGUGUUUUAAUCAACUGGCAAGGAGAGGGCGCACCACUAGUUAGGAAGGGAACCUGUGCCAAUCACAUAAGAGAUGUCUCGAAUCUGUUAAGGGGUGCUCAUAUUACAAUUAACGCUAGAAACGAGGAAGAAGUUGAUGAAGAUGUAGUUAUUGAAAAAGUAGCAAAGUCGACUAGUUCUGCUUAUAGUUUCAAGGAGAGAAUUGGUGAAAAUGACAGACAAACAGCACCAGUUGGUACGGCAUAUCAAAGGGUUAUUCCUAAAAAUGAAAUUAACAUAUCUGAGAGAGAUAAAUUCUGGCAAAAAGAAGAAGAAGAAGAGAAAAAAAGGCUGGCUGAAGAAAAACAUAAACGUGAUGAGUUAAAAGCACAAGCAGAAAGAGAAAGGCAGGAGAGAGAGGCAGAGAAAAGUACUGAAAGAGAUAGUCCUGAGAGGUUCACAAGGAGGAAUAACUCAGUCAGACAGGAAGCAGAGGAGUUAAUCAAAAUGAGAGAUUUUGAUCCUAGGGCAGUUUUUGAAAAGAAUACAUCAGUUGGGCAACUGAGUUCUAGAAAAUCCUCUCUGCAAAACCCACACAAUGAAGUAGUCACAACUAAAGAUACCAUCCAUAAGCUGCAAAAUGCUUGGCCACCUCAGGCAGAGAAAGGAGUAGUGAAAGCUGAACCCAUUGCAGAAGAUAUCCCUAAGCUUAUACCUGAGAAAGUUGAAGUUAAGCCUGCUGAUGAAGUGAAGGAAGAAAAGCAAGAAGUGAAGGAAGAAGAACAGCCUCAAACAGUUGAAGAUGUAACUCCUGUUGAAGCCCAAUAUGUUGAUGAUGGAUAUAACGGAUCAGAAUAUAUUGAUUUUAAUGAUGUUGGGUUAAGAGCUGAGGCUUUAUAUGAUUAUCAAGCAGCCGAUGAAACAGAAAUAUCUUUUGAUCCCGGUGAUAUUAUUACACACAUUGAUCAAAUAGACACAGGCUGGUGGCAAGGUUUAGCCCCUGAUGGAACAUUUGGCCUCUUCCCUGCCAACUAUGUCCAACUCUUGGAGUGAAUCAUGACUGACAAAGACUUAUAGUAUCUAACCCCAUUAAUUGGUGACGGAAUUCGCCGAUCUCUACUCUUCUUUACUAUAAACUGUUACUGUCUGAGUGCAUAAUGAUGAAAUCUGUAUAUUUAAAAAGAAAGUAUUUGCUACUAAGUCAUUAUACAAUGAUUGUAUGUCCUAAAAGGUGCUCAAUUUGUGGCAGGAUCAAUAAGUAUUUGUUUAUGAUAUCUAUUUAUUUAAUGUUAUUAUAUUUUAUGGAAAAUUCAUUUAUGUUUAUAAACAAUAUUAACUCACCUCACAGGGGCCAAAUAUUAAUAAAUCUAAAGGAUCAUACUCUGAAGUUUUUGUUUUAUUGGUCUAAUGUUAGUUGGCUUAAAAUUCUGAAAUUACCGUGAUUAAUUCAUCAUUUAAUUAACGUUUAAUUCAUCAAACUUUGAAAUCUUGCAGACUGUUCACGUUAAUUAUUCUUUGGUGUGGAACACUUGGUUAUUACCCACACCUUUAAUAUUACAUCAC
Nezara viridula (southern green stink bug) is the source of this 2026-nucleotide messenger RNA. The record is from the annotation of a GenBank genome assembly. Lineage: Eukaryota; Metazoa; Arthropoda; Insecta; Hemiptera; Pentatomidae.